AUGCUAUUCGCUCUACUUCUAGAUCCUUUGUUCAGUAUAGAAUUGGACCACGCCUACAACAGUAGUGAUGCAACUUCGUUCAACUGUUCCAGCUUAAUAGAGCUCGUUGAAGGAACCUUUGCGCUUCAAAAUCUUUCUGAAUGCACUAUCAUUCCCAUACCAAGGAAACUGGGCAGCUUACAAUCACGCCGAUUUUUACUGAAGCUGAAAACACUUCAAAAUGUUGAUCUAUCGAAAGUGGAGGGGAACAAUCAGUUCAUACAUCUUUUAAGACACAAGCUAAACGCUAAUCCAUUAAAAUGUGCAUCUGUCACUAAAAGCUUCGAAGCCAUCCCUGGAAAAGUUAAAACUGUUUAUGUGGCUUUCGCUCGUAGAGCUCACUUUGAAAAUGCGUGCAACGCCUUCACAAGGAGAUUUAAUAUUACCACUGCGGUCUUUGGUUCCUAUACAUGUCACUCACCCAACCCAAGCAAGGUGAUUAAUGUACAGAGCUUACAAGAAGUCCAAUUGCAUAUCAAUAAUACGGAAUUGGAAAAAAUGACCGAAUUGGAUGCGCGGAUGCACAUUGAUACGUCCUUGAAUGCGGGACUGCCCCACUGCGUCGCUCUUCGAAAAGACUCGAUGGAUCGAUUGGUAGAAAAAGUCGCAUUCAUCUCAGGACCAAGAGAUCCGCACUUCUGCGAGCAAAUACUAAGAAAACCGAGCUAUUCUUCUUACUCAUGUAUUCUCGUUCAGAAUUUUCAACAUGCUCUGUACCGCUUACAGCCCGCAGAGCCGUUCUAUUACAUUGAUCUUGAGUGGUAUAAGCUGAUGCAUCACAAGCUCAUAAACUCAUUGAACAAGCCUGGUAACGGGUGCAAGUACAACGGCUUUAUUCAGGUAAAUCCGGGUAAGUGA
Messenger RNA from Dicrocoelium dendriticum, 897 nucleotides. The record is from the annotation of a GenBank genome assembly. Lineage: Eukaryota; Metazoa; Platyhelminthes; Trematoda; Plagiorchiida; Dicrocoeliidae.